This is a messenger RNA of Coprinopsis cinerea okayama7#130, 633 nucleotides long. RefSeq lists its product as hypothetical. The record is from RefSeq and is a predicted model, not a curated record. The coding region runs from base 1 to 633 and encodes 210 amino acids. NCBI's taxonomy places the organism in Eukaryota, Fungi, Basidiomycota, Agaricomycetes, Agaricales, Psathyrellaceae. The transcript is spliced from 4 exons.
AUGAAGAAAUGGAAGUCGAAAGCCACCAACCAAGGUGAUCAACUUCUUCCUCAGAUUACAAUGGUCAAGCCCUCUUUUUCUUUGCUCUCACUCGCCUGCCUUGUUGGAGCUUUUGCUCUUCCUCAGGCCGCUGAGGCCCCGGAAAAGGCCUCUAUCAGGUUUGAGCCUGGACCUGGGCUUCCUACGCUCGAAGAGCUGGGACUCACGAUCGAUGACCUACUCAAGCCCAUCCCUGAGGAGACUCUUGCAAAUAUUACUGCGGAGUACACUGCCAUGGAUACCUCCGAGGGGUCGAGCCUCGUCAAGCGUUUCGAUCCAGUAUGCCACUCUGGAUAUGUUAACGUCAAUGACGCCCUCGGCUGCUACAACUACCUUAACGCCUUGGGAACCACCGCUUGCACUGUCCACAACUCUGGUUCAGUUUGGGGUUCAACUACCCGUAUGUGCGUUUUUGGACAAGCACAAGUCCAGGGAUUGUGUUUCCCACCCAAUUGCCCUGCUACUUCCUGGUGCCAACAUGUUGCGCAUGGCGUUGCUUGGACGAUUGCUAACUGUAAUGUCAAUGGUCAAGUUGCAGGUCGACAAGCUGCUUGGGGCAAUGGACACUUGAUCGCCAUUACUUCGCACUUAUAG